Phasianus colchicus (ring-necked pheasant) is the source of this 4934-nucleotide messenger RNA. It is a transcript of the gene PDE4C, whose product is annotated as phosphodiesterase 4C. NCBI's taxonomy places the organism in Eukaryota, Metazoa, Chordata, Aves, Galliformes, Phasianidae. Gene Ontology annotation, biological process: signal transduction. Gene Ontology annotation, molecular function: 3',5'-cyclic-nucleotide phosphodiesterase activity. The record is from RefSeq and is a predicted model, not a curated record.
AUGCGACGGAGCCGCACAGCGCUGCCCUUCCUGAGCGCGGAGCGUUGCCGCGAUGCCGCCGAGGCCGUCCCGUCGGGACCGGGGCCGGGAUCGCUGCCGGGCGCCGUCCGCCGCCGCUUCUCCGGGACUCCGCUGCUGCCUCCGCUCGGCUGCCGGGGGGGCCCCGAGCCCGAGGGCUCCCGCGUGGUGUUCACUAUCGAGGAGAGCGGCCCCAGCAGCGGUGACGAGGCGGACUCCCCCCGAGGGUCCCCUCCGCCGCACCCCUCACCCGGUGCCUCCGAGGGUCCCACGUGUGCCGCCGUGCUGGGGGGGCCCUUCCUGGCUCCCCGCCACCCCCGGGAUAUUUUGGCCCUCGCCGCAGACAGCAGGAGGCUGAGGGUGAACCAGAGCAUCCGCCUGCAGCGCCGCUUCACCGUGGCGCAUCCCCUCGGGGGCCGGGCACUGCAGGGAACAGCGGCGUCCUCUCCAAUUUUAACAGCACCUAUUUAUAGCGGCCCCCAGCCCCCCCUCUGCCUGACACCACACAGCAUGGAAAGUAUUUCUGAGUUCGGCUCCAGAUCUGCUGUCCCGGCUGUGUCCCCCCCUCCCAACCACACUGCCCCCACCCCGGUGUGCCCCACAGCCAUUGUGGGGGGUAUGUGUGUGUCUGCUCCACAUCUUGGUGACACCGUGCCCGGGUCGGGGCUGUCCCCGGGGUGGCAGCGGGGUCAGAGGUGGCUGAGCUGCACCGGAGGGGGAACAAACCCCCAAUUGAGCCGCAGCAGGAGGAGUCACAAUGCGGCUUUGUGUCCCCGUACCAUCGGGGACGCGGGGCAGAGGCUGACAGCGGGGUCCGGGGAUGCAGCCAGGCAGCCGCUGCCCGUCCCGGAGGCACUCCUGCGUCGGGUAGGUCCUGCAGUGUGUGGGGGGGACGGGGACGCACGGCCCCACUCUUUCCCUGGGGCGGCUCAUCCCCGUCCCCAUUGCGGCAUUGGGAGGGGACGGGUGCUGGUGACCCUCGCUGUGUCCCCGUGCUCAGCUGUUCCCAUGACCCAGGGGCAGCGGGGCGGUGGCUGCCAUGGGGACAGCACAGGGCCACCAUCUCCGUCCCCGUGCCUCUUGUCCCCCGUGGGCCGCACGGCUUCGGAUGGCACCGCCCCACCGCGUCCCCAGGGCCCGGCGCUUGGCUUCCCCCGUGGUUUCUGUCCUUCGAUGUCCCCUGGCUCCGUGCCCUGGACGGGUCCCCUGUGGGACUCGGCGCUUCGGGCUACGGCUGAUGGAGACUUUCGAGGACUCGCAGCAGACCGCGGUGCUGGGGACACUGGGACGAGGGAUGAUGGUGACACGGGGCGGCUCACCUCCAGCAGCGGGAUGGGUCCCAGCCUCGCCCUGGCGGUGAAUGGGGACGGCAGCGGUGUCCCCAGUGCUCCCAGUGCCCCGGCCGAUGCCAGCCCCGUCUGCUAUCCCUGCAGCUUUGACCUGGAGAAUGGCCCCCCGGGAAGGGGCCCGCUGGAGCCGCAGUGCAGCCCGGGCGCAGGGCUGGUGCUGCAGGGCGCCUUCACCCACGGCCAGCGCCGCGAGUCCUUCCUCUACCGCUCCGACAGCGACUACGACCUGUCCCCCAAGGCCAUGUCCCGCAACUCCUCCAUCGCCAGCGACCUGCACGGGGAAGACAUGAUCGUCACACCCUUCGCCCAGGUCCUGGCCAGCCUGCGCACCGUGCGCACCAACGUGACAGUGCUGCUGCACCUCCAGGAGCGCGUGGGCACCAAGCGGGCGUCGAGCAGCAGCCUCCCCUCUGCCAGCAGGGCCGGCCUGUCUGCAGAGGAUGCUCAGCAGAAGCUGUCGCUGGAGACCCUGGACGAGCUGGACUGGUGCCUGGAGCAGCUGGAGACGCUGCAGACGCGGCACUCGGUCGGCGAGAUGGCUUCCAACAAGUUUAAGCGGAUGCUGAGCCGGGAGCUCUCACACCUCUCGGAGAGCGGCCGCUCGGGGAACCAGGUGUCCGAGUACAUCUCCAGCACCUUCCUGGACAAGCAGCACGAGGUGGAGAUCCCUCCAGCACUGCCCAAGGAGAAGGAGAGGGAGCGCAGGAAGCGGCCGAUGUCGCAGAUCAGUGGUGUGAGGAGGCCGGCCCACGGCCCCCGCCCUGCUGCCAUCCCGCGCUUUGGGGUUCGCACGGAGCAGGAGGGGCUGCUGGCCAAGGAGCUGCAGGACACCAACAAGUGGGGUCUCGACAUCUUCAAAGUGGCUGAGUACUCAGGGAACCGCCCGCUGACGGUCCUCAUGUACAGCAUCUUCCAGGAGCGUGACCUGAUGAAGACGUUCCGCAUCCCCGCCGACACCUUCCUCACCUACAUGCUGACGCUGGAGGACCAUUACCGCUCCGACGUGGCGUAUCACAACAACAUCCACGCCGCAGACGUGGCGCAGUCCACCCACGUGCUGCUCUCCACGCCGGCGCUGGAGGCCGUCUUCACCGACCUGGAGAUCAUGGCCGCCAUCUUCGCCAGCGCCAUCCACGACGUUGACCACCCCGGCGUCUCCAAUCAGUUCCUCAUCAACACCAACUCGGAGCUGGCGCUGAUGUACAACGAUGCUUCGGUGCUGGAGAAUCACCACCUGGCCGUGGGCUUCAAGCUGCUGCAGGAGGAGAACUGUGACAUCUUCCAGAACCUGAGCAAAAAGCAGAGGCAGUCGCUCCGCAAGAUGGCCAUCGAUAUGGUGCUGGCCACCGACAUGUCCAAGCACAUGAACCUGCUGGCGGACCUGAAGACCAUGGUGGAGACCAAGAAGGUGACCAGCCUGGGGGUGCUGCUGCUGGACAACUACUCUGACCGGAUCCAGGUCCUGCAGAACAUGGUGCACUGCGCCGACCUCAGCAACCCCACCAAACCGCUGGAGCUGUACCGGCAGUGGACCGACCGCAUCAUGGCCGAGUUCUUCCACCAGGGUGACCGGGAGCGAGAGAAGGGGAUGGAGAUCAGCCCCAUGUGUGACAAGCACACCGCCUCCGUGGAGAAGUCCCAGGUGGGAUUCAUCGACUUCAUCGCCCACCCGCUGUGGGAGACCUGGGCCGACCUGGUGCACCCCGACGCCCAGGAGAUCCUGGACACGCUGGAGGACAACAGGGAGUGGUACCAGAGCAUGAUCCCACGCAGCCCCUCCCCACCACCAGAGGUGGGAUCCGAAGUUCCCCCCGCUGACCCCGGCAAGUCCCAGUUUGAGAUGACGCUGGAAGAGGAGGAGGGAGAGUCGGACACGGAAGCGGAGGGGCCCGAGAGCCCUUUGGAGGAGGACAACAGUGGCUCCAAGACGUCGGCUACGGAUGAUUCGGAGUCAGCCGACACAGAGCGUUUGUCACCUGGCUCCGGGGACCGGGAGGUGGACAACAGGAGAGUGCUGGAGGGGACACUGCCAAAGGACAGGGCUGGUGGUGGGUGCACAGCGCCGGAUCCCGAGGGCGGCAGGGAGCUGUGCCUGGACACGGAGGGCAAUGUCACAUUCCUGCCCCUGGGCACGUAGGGCCUGGCCGGAGGCUACCAUCGCUGCUGUGGGGUUGUGGGACUGGGCACUGCCCCAGUGAGGGUCGUGGGCACUGCUGGGACUGGCACACAGAGCCCCAGAGGGCGUCCCCAUGUGGGAGCCGGGCAGGUGCUAAUGGCAAUGAGGAUAUUGCUCACCUCCUCCCCUGCUUCCACCCGGCAUCCAGCUGCUGGGAAAGGUCCCCGUUACCACAAACAGGGCUCGAGAUGCUGCUCCUGCCCCAUCCCAGCCCUGGGCACAGCAGAGCACUCAGCACAGUGCAGCCAAAAGCGUUUUGGUGUCACGGUGGCACACGGCACAACGCUGGCUGUGUGCCCACGAGUCGGAGGUGUUUUUAUUUGGGGACGCCUUCACUUUUUAAAGCCUUUUGUAGCUCACUUCAUCCUAUCAGCCUCACCUGGGCGCACGCAGCAGGAGCUGCUCUGCCUGCACUCAGUGCCGUUUGGCACCGUGGGCCCCGCGACGGUUCGGUUUCUUCCUUCACCCUCCAGAUAUUAAACCUCGUUUGUUUCUCCACUCCUCCCCAAAGCGGACGGUGCUCCUCUCGUGGGCGCUGGGGGCACCGUGCCCGGGUCGCGAUGCGCUCGGUGCCCCCGGGACCCCGCGGGGUGCGCGGAGAGCAGCGCCGUGCGCUCGAACAAAGCCGAACUCCUCCCUGGAAAUGUCGCUCCGUCUCUGGCAAACACUGCCCACGAAGGUAAAUAUUUAAUCGCCGGCUUGGCGCGGCGCGGAGCUUGCUCCCUGCUCUUCCGCAUUGCUCCCGGGGGUGAUUGAUCGGCAAACACGGCCCCACCCGCAGCGCCGCCCCGGCAAACCCCUCCCUUCACCCCAUAGCAACAGAGGGUCCCCACGGCCCCCCAGCCCCGCACUGCCACCCCCUCCUUUCGCCCCACGGUGGGGGGCCGCCUGCCUCAAACCCUCUGGGAGGGGGGAAAACACCCGGAUCCCAGGGCCGGGCUGGGGGGCGGCGGGCGCCCCACGGGUGCGGGGCUCUGCGGGGCGGGUGGGAGCUCCGUGCCCCCGGCCGUGGGGGGGCAGCGCUCGGUGCUCCAUCAGCGCUCGGUGCUCCAUCAGCGCUCGGUGCUCCCCGCGGAGCUCGUGCUGCCCGCAGCCCCAAAGGGGGACCGGGGUGAUGCUGCGGGCCGAAGGUGCGGGAGGCCGCGCCUGGAGGUGGGGGGUGGAGGCGCGGGGCCCUAUGGGUGGUCCUGAGGCCUUCGGGCCCCGGCUGCGGGCUGAGCCCCCGCCAUCUGCCGCGGCCUAAUCCGCGCCGAGCUCAGCCCGCAGCGGGGCCGUCGGAGGACGCGGGGUCCGGGGCGGGACACGGCCGCCCACCUGCAGCGGGCGUCACCUCAGGGCGCGGGGUCACCGAGAGCGAUGGGCUCAGGGGCCCUAAGGGUGACAGGUGGGGC